CCGGGAGCACUUGUCAGAGUGAGGUUGCGCAAAUGGGGUUGGGAAUGUACAUUGUACCAUGUCUCGUAGAGGGGAACAUUUUGAUCGGUUGCGAGUAACAGGCGCGCUUGCCCUCAGGCAGAAACACCCGUCAAGACCUCUCUGCUGGUCAAGUCGUACUGAACGUAUCGAAAUACUCGGUUGUCGCACUGGAUGCUUUCACGACGACGUCACAGCCCGACUGACAAGCUAAACCGGAUCCAGAAGCACAGUCCACAUGCCUCGUUGUUUG
Aspergillus welwitschiae is the source of this 271-nucleotide messenger RNA. RefSeq lists its product as uncharacterized. NCBI's taxonomy places the organism in Eukaryota, Fungi, Ascomycota, Eurotiomycetes, Eurotiales, Aspergillaceae. The transcript has a single exon. The record is from RefSeq and is a predicted model, not a curated record. The coding region runs from base 59 to 232 and encodes 57 amino acids.